CUCAGUGAGGGAGGGAGAAGAGAACGACAAUGGUGGUGCCGGAGAUGGAACCGUUGGCGGCGGCGAUCGGCGUUUCAUUGCCGGUGCUCCGCUUCCUCUUCUGCUUCUUGGCCACGCUGCCUGUCAGCCUCAUCUGGCAUCUCGUCCCCGGCGGCCCUCCCGCCAAACACCUCUACGCUGCCGCCUCUGGUGCCUUCCUUUCUUAUCUCUCCUUCGGCGUCUCCUCCAACCUCCACUUCCUCAUUCUUAUGCUCCUCGGCUACGCCUCAAUGCUCCUCUUUCGUCCUCGAUGCGGCAUUAUCUCCUUCUUCUUGACAUUCGUUUACCUCAUUGGCUGCCAUGUAUACUACAUGAGUGGUGAUGCUUGGAAGGAAGGAGGAAUUGAUGCUACUGGUGCCCUAAUGGUGAUAGUACUGAAGAUUAUUUCAUGUGCUAUGAGUUACAAUGAUGGUUUACUAAAGGAGGAGGACAUGCGUGAGGCACAAAAGAAAAAUCAUUUGCUCAAGUUGCCCUCCUUAAUUGAGUAUAUUGGUUACUGCCUCUGCUGUGGAUGUCACUUUGCUGGACCAGUGUAUGAAAUGAGGGAUUAUCUUGAGUGGACAGAAAGGAAGGGGAUUUGGGCACGAUCUGAGAAAGGAUUGCCAGCAUUGCCUUAUGGGGCAAUUUUCAGAGUUCUUGUCCAAGCUGCUUUCUGUAUGGGGUUGUACAUAUUCCUGGUACCUCAAUUUCCACUAUCCCGGUUUACAGAACCUGUAUACCAUGAAUGGGGUUUCUGGAAACGGUUGAGUUACCAGUACAUGUCUGGCUUUACAGCACGUUGGAAGUAUUAUUUCGUCUGGUCAGUCUCAGAAGCUGCUGUUAUUAUUUGUGGCCUGGGUUUCAGUGGUUGGACAGAUUCUUCUCCACCAAAACCAAGAUGGGACCAUGCAAAGAAUGUUGAUAUUUUAGGUGUUGAGUUGGCAAAGACUGCAGCCCAUUUACCACUUUCGUGGAACAUACAAGUCAGCACUUGGCUACGUCAUUAUGUUUACGAGAGACUUAUUCAGAAGGGAAAGAAACCUGGUUUCUUUCAGUUGUUGGCAACACAGACUGUCAGCGCAAUUUGGCAUGGUUUAUAUCCUGGAUACAUUAUAUUCUUUGUGCAGUCUGCACUGAUGAUUGCUGGUUCAAGAGUUAUUUAUAGAUGGCAGCAAGCUGUUCCUCCUAAUAUGGUUGCAAUGAGGAAUAUAUUAGUAUUCUUGAACUUUGCUCAUACAGUUCUGGUGUUGAACUACUCCUCUGUUGGUUUCAUGGUACUAAGCCUGCAUGAAACACUUGUUGCAUAUGGAAGUGUGUACUUUAUUGGAACCAUCGUUCCCAUAGUAGUUAUCCUCCUUGGUUAUGUGAUUAAACCAGCAAGGCCGUCGAGGUCCAAAGCUCAGAAAGAACAGUGAGGUAGAAUCCAGAUUCAUAGCUUCUGGACUAGUUGCAGUGAAGUUCACAAAAUGAUAGGAUAUGCUAUCUGUGGUACUUUUUUAAUUUAUGUUUCAUUUUUCCCCUGGUAAGUGUAAUACCGUUUAUCUCCAAAAGUUAGUUGAACCUGUCCACAUUCAAAUAUAUUAUAAAACAGCAAUUU
This is a messenger RNA of Diospyros lotus (date-plum), 1615 nucleotides long. RefSeq names its product lysophospholipid acyltransferase 1-like. Gene Ontology annotation, biological process: lipid modification; triglyceride biosynthetic process; phospholipid biosynthetic process. Gene Ontology annotation, molecular function: acyltransferase activity. Gene Ontology annotation, cellular component: membrane; endoplasmic reticulum. Lineage: Eukaryota; Viridiplantae; Streptophyta; Magnoliopsida; Ericales; Ebenaceae. Bases 30 to 1433 code for a protein of 467 amino acids. The record is from RefSeq and is a predicted model, not a curated record. The transcript is spliced from 8 exons.